Cotesia congregata is the source of this 5469-nucleotide messenger RNA. NCBI's taxonomy places the organism in Eukaryota, Metazoa, Arthropoda, Insecta, Hymenoptera, Braconidae. The record is from the annotation of a GenBank genome assembly.
AUGAAUAUUUUAUGUAAUUUUUAUCCGUCCAAAAAAAUCGCGUCAAAAAAAAAAUCAUUUCAAUUUUUCUGUUUCAAAGUAUCAGGCGGAAUGUUGGACAGCGGAGCGUCCCAGCGUCGAGGGUCAACCCAAAGUGACACAAGUGCCUUAGUCAGUAGCCUGACACGUGAUCCAUCAGCGUCACCUAGCGGAAUAAGCAGCGCAGCAAAUACCCGCGAUAGUUCUCCCAGUCCCAGCUGUAGUUCCCUCCAAAUGCGCUCAGAGGGCAGUAUCGCGAGUCCCCCGGAUACGCCGCGCAAGGAACCGCCCCCAAUUCAGGAACCGGUUCCUCAGACCCCCCACCACCACCAGAACCAAUACCAAAAUCAAAAUGCAAACGAGAAGAAAGUAUCUCAAGCUCAAACCCAAACCAGUCCUGAGAACGCGAUGAUAAAGAGCCACUUUAGCAUCGGAGCUUCGGGAAAAGACGACCGACACUCUCCUAAAGUUACCCGCCGGAGCCAUAUGAAGAUCGCAAAAACCCGAACGAAACGCGCGAUAUCUCCGGCGAACAUUCAGUCCCAACAAUCGUCACCCAGCACCGCGCGAAUGUUGAAUCUGAACAAAGACAAGGUCAAAGAAGCGAUGAGUCCGUCAGUAGCCGAGUGUCUUCGUGCCGUUUUCGCGGCUUUUCUCUGGCACGAAGGAAUUGUUCACGAUGCAAUGGCUUGCGCGAGUUUCUUAAAAUUCCACCCGGCUUUGCCGAAAAACGGAGCUUUGGUAGUCACCCGACAGCCAGUUAUUCAUGAUAAAACGGAUAAGAACAAAGACGAGCUUACGAAAGAACAACGCGCGAGACAAAGGCAUUCUGUUGAGGUUACCACAGCGGGAAAUUACCUCCAUAUUCAGCCAAGCACUCUCGAGGCACUGACCCGGUCUGCUGCAAAUGCAAACGCAAAUCGCAAUCGUAACAAAAAGCAAGAUGUGAUUGCAACAGACCCCUCUGUGACGAUCAAAGAAGAAGUUUCAAGCAACAAGCUUAUGGCUUUGCCUGAAACUCACACAGUUGCUGUUCUUCCCCCGGCUUUAAAGAGCCUCGUGUUUCUCUGGGAAGAACUCAGUGGCAAUUGCAUUCAGGCUAUUGAAGAACAAACUAUGUUUCCGAGUCCUAUUUCGCAUUUUCUGCUCAAAACGCCUAAAAAGUCUGCUGAUAAAGACAAGGAUAGGGAUAAUAAGGAAAAUAAAGAUGAUAAAAUGUCUAGUGUAAAUAUUGGUAGUGUUAAUAAGGAUAAGGAUAAAAAAGUAACGAAAAAAAAGAAAGAUUUGAACAAAAUAAUGAACAAAUUUGGAUUUUUUGCGGGAGAAAAUACCGGAGAAUUGGAAACAACUUGCGAGCUUUGCGGACAAAUGUUCCCUCAUCCGAUAACUUACCACAUGAAGACAAUGCAUCCAGGUUGUGGGUGGCAUUCUGGUGGUAUGGGGUACAAUAAUGUAGGUAAUUACUGUUCGGGCUGGGCGGGAAAUUGUGGAGAUAGUGAUUUUGGCGGUACAUGCUGGUAUUUAAUUUGCGAUGAGUGUCGCGAUAAUUAUUUGCAAAUACGAAGGAACAAAAUGGGAAAUAAAAAACUCCUCAAUGGACCUAGUUUACCCGCUACGGCAAGGCGCAAGGGUAUCAAGACAUUUUUGUCACCUAUAAACAGCCCCAGUAGCAAUGACGCGCAUAUCGUGAUGAAGAACAACGCGAUGUUUCUAUUGGACCUUUCUAGCGCUGCAGGAGUUACAAUUCCCAAGCAGCAACGCAGGCCGUCGCAAACUUUGACCUCAGUAGCUGAGAAUUACAGUCCUCCGGAAGUUACGGCGGGGCCGUUUCCUCCUACUGGACCGUUUCAGUGCUUGCAGGCGCUGGGUGUCCAUCACUCCUCAAGCGCACUGAAUGAAGAACGUUAUUAUGAAGAAACGCUGCGUCGGCAAAAUAGUCAGGGAAAUUACGAGGGCAAUUACAAUAACUUCAGCUGCAACUACGGCAGUAAUGGACGUCCUUUAUCUGAAUGUCCGAUGAGCGACAGCGAUAGUGAAGGCGCAAGACGCGGAACUGGCGUUGGAGCCUUCCACAGGUCAGUUUCAAUGUCAACUGGCGCUCCUUGGGCUCGGAACAGCAAUGACGGCCGCGUUGUUAUGAUGCGAAAGCGCAAUAAUAGCAGCAGUGAAAUGAACACCGAGGCUGGCUCGUCGUUGCUUUGCUACCCUUCAGCAGCUUUGCAAAAGCUUGUUCCUUCAAUGGACCAGUCGGCAAUUGUUGCAGUAAAUCAGGAAGAAAUUUCCAACGUAGAUCGCGUUGAAAUGCUUACAAGACCAGUUAUGCUGUUCGUUUUGCAGCAGCACAACCUCCAACACUUGCAGCUUGCUAUGAAACAAGCGCUGCGUAGAUCUGCCUGCAGAAUUUACGCAAUGCAAGCGUUCAAUUGGCUCCUAAGAAGCGUUACCCAGCCAAUGGGCUUGCAUGAUCUAUUGUGGUGGUUCAUGGCAUUUCUGACACCCGCGACUCCUGAUUUAGACGUGGAAGUAGACAACCACGUGGAGCGUAAAGAAGAUCUAGAUAUGACGGGAGUCUACGAGCAUCCUUUGAGCGACCUGGCUAUCGCUGGAGAAGCAAUCAAUCCGCUGCCUAGUGUCUUCCACACUUUGCUGCAGACAAUUUCUGACCUGAUGUUGCUUCCUCCUCCCGGCUCGCCCCUUCAACAGGCAGCCGUUCAGUGCUGGGGGAUCAAAUUCACCGCUGCUGAUCACAUGUUUCUACACCGGAGCCACGUCUUCAGUAACAUCAGCAAGAUUCUUUCCCGGUCAGAAGAGGAGGAAGAUGUGACUAUGAGCAUGCAUGAGAGCCACCAGUCUACGGUUUCUCAGCCGAUAACUGCGUCGGUGGAGGCGCUGAAGGAUCUGACUGCUGGGGUGGAAAUAAAAGGUUCCAGCAGGCAGGCGAUGAUAGGACACCUAAUUGAUAACUCUACUGAGACAUUCUGGGAGUCUGGGGAUGAAGAUAGAAACAAGACCAAGACUAUCAGUAUUAUUUGCAGCGCUCAUACAUUCCCGAGGAUGGUUUACAUUCACAUUGACAACUGCCGCGAUCUGACCCACAAAGUUUCCAGUGUUACUUUCCAAUCUGGGGUUAAUGUCGACGAAAUGAUUAAGUUGAAGACAGUAGAGAUUGAAAGCAGGUCUGCUGGGUGGGUCAGCUGUCCUAUUACCGAUCCAAGACACAUUAUCAUUGGUCUAGAGUUCAAAGGUCCUGAUAAUUCGCUUAGAGUCAGGCAGAUUCGCGUGUUAGGAGAAACUGAAGGCGAGCCUUUAAAAAUUGGCAAGCAAUUGAGCACUCAGACAAUUCAACAGCGUAAUUGCGAAGCUGAGACUCUAAAAGUAUUCCGGCUGAUCACUUCUCAAGUGUUUGGAAAGCUCAUUCAGGGGGAAAUGAUGCCGCAAAGACGGCAGCAGCAAGAGUCAGAAGGUAAUGAUGAAUUAGAGGAGAGCAAUGACCUUCGUGAGCAUAUGGUAGGAAUCUUAUUCUCCCGCAGUAAAUUGACUCAUUUGCAAAAGCAAGUUUGCAGCCAUAUUGUCCAAGCAAUAAGAAAAGAAACUAUUAGAUUGCGUGAAGAAUGGGAGCUGCUUCUUUGCUCACCCACUCCAGCAAACAGUAUUCUCAGCGAAUCAAGCGACGUUCCUAAAGCUUCUGACACUUACUGCUUCGAAAUGUUAUCAAUGGUUCUUGCAUUAAGUGGCAGCGCAGUGGGCAGAAACUAUCUUUCGCACCAAUACGGUUUAAUAAAGGACAUAUUAAGCCUCCUUCACACCGGGUCAGCGCGCGUUCAACGGCAAGUAACCUCCUUACUGCGCAGAAUUCUACCCGAAAUAAAACCGGAGCAUUUUGCUAAUGUAUUAGGAGUCGAGCGGCUGCCUCCGUCGGACUUUAGCAUAGUUUCAGUUACAAAUAGCGGAAGCGCAAGCGCUUCUAACUUCGACGAGCACGCCGCGGGAAUUCUGGAUGUGUUUCUGAGCUGCAUUGCCAAGACCUUGGCGGUCCAGGUGAAGAUCAAAGGGAAGGAGAACAACGGCAAGGCACUGCAGACAGUUUCUCUGGCGACUAGCAUCCACCCGAAGAGCUACGUUGGUUCUAGAUGGUGGUUAAGGGGGUGCAUGACGCGGAAGCUCGCAGAAGUUAUCAUCCAGCUGCUGAAAGACAUGGCGACGGGGAAGUUAUCAGACACUUGGGCAGCGGUGACGAAAGCUGCGAUUGCGGAGAAUAUAUUGAACUUAACAAGGUUGGACGAGAAACGUCGUGAGCCUAAUGAGUGUCUGCAUACGCCCACACUGUGGUUGGCGCUGUCUUCGCUGUGUGUAUUGGAUUCUGACCACGUCGAGCGUCUGUCCUCGGGGCAGUGGAAUGCAAGCUUGGACGGACAACCGCCACCGCCUCGUCCCACUUGCAGCAACCACGACGAUGAGGAAACCACCGCGAUAAUCCAGUGCAAUGUUUGCGGUAACUUGUGCGCAGACUGUGAUCGCGUUCUGCAUUUGCAUCGACGGACUAGGAUGCAUAUUAGGCAGGUUUGCAAAGAAGAGGAGGAAGCUAUUAGGGUGGAUCUUCAUGAAGGGUGCGGAAGAACUAAGCUCUUUUGGAUUCUUGCGCUUGCUGAUAGUAGGACGCUGAAAGCUCUGGUGGAAUUCCGCGAUGGAACGCCAAGGAAGCCUGUCGGAACUUCCGGGGUCUGCCGUUUUUGCGGAACCACGGGAAAUUCAGGGCUCCUGGCUAUUGGAAACGUCUGCUCGGAUCAUGAGUGUCAGGAGCAUGCCAAGAAUGCGUGUAGUAAGAUUCAUUCGUGUGGUCACAUUUGUGGAGGGGUCAGAAAUGAGAAAAAUUGCCUGCCUUGCUUGCAUCGCUGUCAGGCGAGUAGUGAUCUGAAGCAGGAUGCUGAUGACAUGUGCAUGAUUUGUUUUACGGAGGCUUUGUCAUGUGCGCCGGCGAUUCAAUUGCAGUGUGGACAUGUUUUUCAUUUACACUGCUGUCGGAAUGUUUUGAUGAAGAGGUGGGUUGGACCUAGGAUCACUUUUGGGUUCUCUUUCUGCCCGAUUUGUAAAGUUCCGAUUGAACAUCCUACCUUGGUGGACCAGUUGACCAGUAUCAAGGAACUUUAUACAGAUGUUAAGAGAAAGGCGCUCAUGCGGCUGGAAUAUGAAGGGCUGCAUAAGGCCGAAGCAGUGACUGCACCUGGAGGACGUUACCACAAAGACCCAGCAGCGUAUGCCAUGGACCGGUACGCUUACUACGUGUGUUACAAGUGUCAGAAGGCUUACUAUGGAGGUGAAGCACGUUGCGACGCUCAACUAGGAGGUGAAACCUUCGACCCCACGGAAUUGGUUUGCGGGGGUUGCAGCGACGUGGCAAGGGCUCAGAUGUGUCCCAAGCAUGGAGCUGACUUCCUCGAAACGAUUGAAUAA